AUGACGUGUGGGCGCCACCACCACCGCUCAACGAUAUACAGCAUGGCUUCGCGAAUUGCCGCCAUAUCGCUGUGGCUUGGAGCAAGUUUCGUACUUGGACUCCGAGACAUCCAACUCAGCGUGCCCGAAGCAGUCGGCAUGGGUUCCAGCGCCACCCUGGGCUGCCGAUGGUCCCUGGACACGGGGGAGGCCCUCUACACAGUGAAGUGGUACCACGGUGCGCAGGAGUUCUUCCGUUUCGUCCCCAAGGAACUACCCAACACCAGGGUCUUCUCGCAGACUGGAAUCAGUGUCGAUGUGUCAAGAUCCGGUGCCCAGCAAGUGGUGCUCCGGGGCGCCACCCGCGGCCUGAGCGGGCGGUACCGGUGCGAAGUGUCGGCCGAUGCGCCCUUCUUUCACACCGUCUACAAGAGCGCUUACAUGAGAGUUGUUGAACUACCCGAAGCGGAACCGCUGGUCCGAGCUCAGAAGAGUUGGUACUCCGUCGGUGACAUGCUUCGGGCCAACUGCACCUCGCCUCCCGCCGAUCCCCCUGCUAACUUGACCUGGCUGCUCAACGGACAAGAGGUGAAAGGGCUCGACAUUCCGCCGCACGACCCGUCGUUCGCGCGGAGAAAACCUGUGAUAACUGACACGUCUCUCGAAGAUGCUAAUAGAAUUAUAUUCAGUCCUUGGGACGCAAUCUCGGGGUUCGAGGAGCCGGUCACAGACAACGUGAUCGACAUACCGGGCAAUAUCGGAGGCAUAGUAGGCAUUCCCGACGUCUACAGCAGUCGGAAAAACAAGGAGGAAACCGCCACGCGGCUCGCGCCUACGUCCGAGCUAAUAGCAAAUAAAUUGAACAUUAGUACCGAAGAGGAGAAAUCUAAUAAAUCAUCCUCGUUCAGCCAGCUUGUUAUAAGAGUACAGAGUGUACAUUUCCGAAAAGGUCGCCUGAACGUGACGUGCGUUGCACACGUGCUGUCCGUGUGGUCUGCCAGUGGAGUGCUGCUCUUAGACGAAGAGCGGCCGCAAAUCGCGCCCGUCAUGGGCAGCCGAGACUCCAGUUCAGGUCCCAGGAGCGUCGCCAACGUCGCCCCACUCCUCCUCUCAUGUAUAUACAGCUAUUGGUCAAUCCGAUGAUGAGAAGAAUAAGGAAAUAUGAUAGAGAUGACAUUUUCUUAUAAAAAUCAGUGUUAGACUUACAGAAAGUUUUAGUGAACAUUUAUGAACUAUGC
Molecule: messenger RNA, 1217 nt
Organism: Amyelois transitella
Lineage: Eukaryota; Metazoa; Arthropoda; Insecta; Lepidoptera; Pyralidae
Exons: 8
Coding region: 1-1122 (373 amino acids)
Source: RefSeq, a predicted model, not a curated record